AGAGGUAUUUCGCUCACUUAAAAAUCUAAACAUUGCAAGGUUAUCUCAUAAUCCACUAAAACUUAAUCAUACAAAUCACCAAUUGCCAAUAUUUGAUACCAAUCAACAUCUCAAAGAAUUGUAUUUAUCGAAUUGUAGCACUAAAAAGUUCUUUGAUGAUUGGUCAACUGGUAAUAAUGACUUAAUGAUUUUAGAUUUGAGUCACAAUAUGAUUAGAAACGUAUCGACAUCUUUAUUCACUUUACCGUCACUCGAAAUUAUAGUCGAUCUUAGUUAUAAUAAUAUAACACAUUUAAAUUUAGAUCAGAUCGAGGAAGUUGUAUCUAAGUCUAAAGAGGACCGUAAUACUGUUAUUUACAUGCAACACAAUCCUUUAUUAUGUGAUUGUUCUUUUUAUAAUAUUCUACGUUAUCUGGGAGAAAACAUGACCAAAGAUGUUUAUGAUAACUAUAAUAUUACAUUCGGAAACUUAACGUGUCCAAACACUGAUGGAAUUAUUGAUAAAGACAUUAGUAAUCUGAAUUUCGAAAAUUAUAUAUGUAGUGAGAACGAAUACUUUAAAACUACAGAACGGUGUCAAGAUGGUUGUACUUGUAGUGUUAGACUGUUAGACAAGACUCGUAUUUUAGAUUGCUCGUAUAGAAAAAAGACUAAAUUUAUAAUCGAUAAGACAAGGAUUAUCUUUCAAAAAGACAAUCCUUUAAUUAUAAAUUUGACAGGAAAUUAUUUAAAGGAGAUACCGUCACUUAAACCGUUUUAUCCAAUAAACGUUACGAGUCUACUCUUAUCCAAUAAUAAAAUAUCUAACAUAACGCUUGAUGGAUUACCAAGUAGCCUUCAAUAUAAAGUUGUAGAUUACUUGAAAUCAUUACAUUGGAAAAAAUUCACAUUUAGUGGAAACCCAAUUUUAUGUACUUGCAAAAAUUAUGAUCUAAUGAAAUUUCUCAUAUCAAUUCGAGAUCAUCUUAAAGAUCUAAAAMAUGUAAAAUGUCCAAAUAACAAUAUUCCAUUGCAUCAGAUAAAUAUAGACCAAACGUGUCGAAAUUCUUCAAAAUUAAAGUCAAUUAUAAUAUUGUUUGUAGUUGUGGCAAUAGUGAUUGGAAUGAUUUAUGUUAUUGUCAUGCGCAAUGUGAGAAAAAUACGUCCAGUAAGAGAAGAAUAUGAAGUUGCUUAUUCUGAUAGAAGAAUAAGUCUAUAA
Molecule: messenger RNA, 1198 nt
Organism: Polistes dominula (European paper wasp)
Lineage: Eukaryota; Metazoa; Arthropoda; Insecta; Hymenoptera; Vespidae
Product: protein toll-like
Source: RefSeq, a predicted model, not a curated record